Molecule: messenger RNA, 1648 nt
Organism: Gossypium raimondii (Peruvian cotton)
Lineage: Eukaryota; Viridiplantae; Streptophyta; Magnoliopsida; Malvales; Malvaceae
Exons: 2
Coding region: 113-1555 (480 amino acids)
Source: RefSeq, a predicted model, not a curated record
GCAUGGUUCUUUCUACAUGACAAGCAAAUUAAGCAACACCAAGUAUCCUCCUUUUUUAUUUAAACAUCUCCCUAUCUUACUUGGUUGUUGAUAUCUGAAAAAGGAGUAAGAGAUGGCGAUGGGAGGAUUAUUAAUAUCUCAGAAAGGUAAUGGAAACGGGCAGCAGAGGCCAAGACCCUGUGGGUUGGUGCUGCUUUUGGCCUUUGGGGUUGCAAUGCUUGCUAUUAUGGCCCUCCACAAGCUCCGCGAGAGACGCAUUUCCAACCUCCUCCAAGAGAACAGCCAUCACCUCAUUUCCCUUCAGCUCCUGCUGCAGAAACAAACAGAAUACACCAAACAACUGAAAGGGAAAGCUGAAGAGACAAAAGCAAAGAUGAACUCUCUUAGAAAGCAGAAAAUGGAGUUGGAUCAUAGGCUCUUGGAAAUGCUAUCUACCAUUGAUUCCCUCAAAGACGAGCAAAAGACCACGGAGUCUGAACUGGUGGAUAAACAAAACCAGAUCAAACUCCUCCGACAUUCAGGAAACCAAAAUCCUCAGCUCCCAGCUUUAAUAGCAACUUUGAAGCAAAAGGAGGAUGAAAUCCAGGACUUGAAGCACCGCCUCAACUCCUCUCUCACUACUCAUCACCCAGCAAAUCCUCCAAUAAAUAUAACAAUUAUGGAGUCAAAGACAGCGUUGACACGUGUCCGUGAGGAUGGCGGAGGUGCUUAUAAUUCUACAAAAGGUCAGGACAAAACUAAAUCGAGUUAUCCUCAUCAUCAGGAAGACAACAGAGAAUGGGUUAAAAAUGGAGAUGAGAAAAAGGGUGAGACUACUCUUGAAAAUGAUAUGAAUUCUAAACAUACAACAACGGAUAUGGAAAAGAAUCAUGCAAAAGCUACUGCAACAUUUGAGCACAUGGAUGAAGGCAAAAACAAGAGUAGUCCCCAACAAGAAGGUGAGCUUCAUAAAAGCCAACCAAGUCAUCAAGGUAGGAACAAACUGGAAACGGAUGAUAGUAAGAUUUCAAGCUUAGCAGAGAGAUUUGGAAAUUUAAGCACAACAAAAGGGAUGAUAUUUGCAAAGAAGAGAUUCCUUGAGAAUGUUGGAAAAUGUUUGAAGAAUGUAAAUUCUGAAAUAGAUGGAGUGGAAAGCACAAGUAGAAUAUUUUCAACAGAAUAUCAAGAUGUAAGAAGCAUGGAAGAGUGGGGCAAACCCGAAACAGGUCUGAGGAAGGAAAUGGAUCUUGCAACAGCAAAUUUGUUGAGGCAUCACAACUCUGAGGCAAUGUCCACCAACCAAGAUAACUCCGAGGCAAGAAAAGUAUCAGAAAACACUGGUGUCAAUGGAGAAGCCAGUAAUAACACAAAUGAAGUCAAUCAGCAAAAUUUUGAAGCAACCAAUGAUAACAGCAGGGACGUGGAAGAACAGGAGAAGGAAGUUGCCAAAAGAGAUGAAAUGGAAGAUAUGGAGAUUACAGAUAAACAAGCAGCAACAAAUGGUGACCUUUCCGGUGAUUUUAUGUCUGAUUCACAAGAUAAACAAGGGUACAAGGAAGAAAUGGACGAGUCUUGAGACUGAGUUUUAGUUAACACCACUUCUCAAGUGUUAUGUCCUAGCUUUUAAGUACCUGUAUUGCUCUUAUUUCAGUAAUUGACUAUCCUUUCU